Messenger RNA from Fonsecaea erecta, 1032 nucleotides. RefSeq lists its product as hypothetical. Gene Ontology annotation, molecular function: hydrolase activity. The record is from RefSeq and is a predicted model, not a curated record. The transcript has 2 exons. The coding region runs from base 1 to 1032 and encodes 343 amino acids. Lineage: Eukaryota; Fungi; Ascomycota; Eurotiomycetes; Chaetothyriales; Herpotrichiellaceae.
AUGCCUUAUGACACUAAGGAAGAGAUUCUGGCCCUUGGGACCAUGGAUCCUGAGCUGAAAGCUCUGCUCGAAACCAAUCCUCCUCCUCCCAUGACAUUCACAACGAUGCAGGCUCUAAGAGAAGACGUCAAAACCCGCACAUUACAAGCCGUUGCUGCACUUGGUCCUCCACCUCCUUCCGUCAAGCAGACUGAUAUCAGCUAUAAAACCACAGAUGGCACAGAGCUGCGCGCCCGGCUCUACCAACCCACAUCACCGGCAGACGAUGGCAGCCCAUUGAUUGUGAUGUUCUAUGGGGGUGGCUUCUGCUUGGGGAUCCCCGAGUCUGAAGAAAAGGCAUGUCGAGAGUUUGUACAAGCAUAUAACGCUGUGUGCGUUGCGCCUGCGUACCGACUGGCACCCGAGUUCCCUUUUCCCCAAGGUCCCAAGGACGCGUGGGACGCUCUCAAAUGGGCCGCGGAAAGCGCACCCUCAUGGGGCGCUGAUCCCUCCAAGGGUUUCAUCGUCGGAGGGACAUCGGCGGGCGGCAACCUCGCCUGUGUCGUAACGCAUCUCGCGCGCGAUGAAGGCCUGACGCCGCCUCUAACAGGGCACUACCUCUGCAUUGCUGGGCUGGUGCCUCCAUCCCGAAUGCCCGAGAAGUACAAGAAGUGGGCGUACAGCUACGAGCAGAACAAGGCGGACUCGAUCAACGGACAGGCCGUGAUCGACAUCUUCACAGCUGCGUAUCAGCCCGAUCUUGACGACGGCGUCUACAACGGUCCUCUGAUCCACCCCAAGGGCCACGCGGGCUUGCCACCGGUGUUCUUACAAGUGAACGGGGCGGAUACCUUGCGUGACGACUCCCUGAUAUAUGAAAGGAUAUUGCGUGAAGAGCACGGGAUCAAGACGAAACUGGUCGUCUAUCCCGGUCUGCCACACGCACAUUGGGCUUUCUUCCCUUCGCUAAAAGCCAGUGCCCAGUUCUGGCAGGACCAGCUCGAGGGGAUGGGAUGGCUGUUGGGGAGGACGCCUGCCACGGCCAAAAUCUAG